Cuculus canorus (common cuckoo) is the source of this 1658-nucleotide messenger RNA. Its product is annotated as AT-rich interactive domain-containing protein 1A-like. The record is from RefSeq and is a predicted model, not a curated record. Lineage: Eukaryota; Metazoa; Chordata; Aves; Cuculiformes; Cuculidae. Bases 25 to 1383 code for a protein of 452 amino acids. The transcript is spliced from 9 exons.
UCCGGUUCCGGGCGCGGCGGCGCCAUGAAGGAGUGCGAGUACCGGCAGAUCCCGCCGGGGGGGGGCGGCCCCGGGGCCGGGUGCGAUCGCCUCCCCGCCGCCGCCCCGCCUCGGCCCGGUGCCGCCCGCGGGCCCCGCCGCAAGUGGGAGGUGUUCCCGGGCCGCCCCCGGUUGUGCUGCGGCGGGCGGCUCCUGCUGGCCCGGCACAGCGGUGUCUUCGCCCUCACCCUCGGGCUGAUCGUGGGCACCAGCGGCCUCUUCUUCGCCUUCGAGCAGCAUGGGGACCUCUACUUACCGCCCGCCAGCCCGCACGAUGGAAGUGGUCAUCAACAACCUUCAAGCGCCACAGAUCAGAUGGGGAGGAUGAAGCCUCAGCCGUAUGGAGGAACCAACGCCCCCCCACAAGAGCAGGGAGCUCAGGCGGGGCCACAGCAAGGACACGGCUCUCCAGGACAGCCCGACGGGUCACAGACUGCUCAGCAGCAGCAGUCUGCCUCCUCCCAGCAGCGCUUCCUCUCUCCUCAGGAUCUAAUUUGGUUACGGAGGCUACUGAAAAAGAAGAUGCCGAACUCAGCAUGGAGGCGGGUAGAGGGGACGUCUGGCGUCUUGAUCAGGAGAAGACGGGUUCUUGUUCUUCCAAGCCGGGCUGGCGUGAGAAGGCGGGACCUGUCUGGCUCAAUAGAUGAUGUCCCCGUGGGGACGGAAGGAGCCCUGAGUCCUGGAGUAAGCACGUCAGGGAUAUCCAGCAGUCAAGGAGAGCAGAGUAACCCAGCUCAGUCUCCUUUCUCUCUGCAUACGUCUCCUCACCUGCCAGGCAUCAGAGGACCCUCCCCAUCCCCGGUCAGGUCUCCAGCCAGCGUUGCUCAGUCCCAUUCGGAUCCGCUUUCACCUGCUGCAGUACCAGGAGGCUCUCCUGGGCAGCCAAACCACAAUGAGAUGUCCAAUGCCAACUAUCCCAGUCUGGGAAUUGGAAGAAGCCUGAACCCAAUGAUAGCACAAGAAGCAGCUGCUGCUGCCAUGCACACAGCUGCCAACUCCAUCCAGACCAGGCCUCCUGGUUAUCCCAACAUGAACCAAGGAGGAAUGACGGGCAUUGGAGCUCCUUCUGGCCAGGGAAUUAACUGUCUGGCCCGCAUGAUGAACCCCCAGGGCCCGCCCUGUGCGAUGGGUGGGAACGUGUCUAACAACUCCGCAGGGAUGGCGGCAAGCCCUGAAAUGAUAGGCCUUGGGGAGGUCGAAUUACCAUCUGCAUCUAAAACGAAGAAUGAGGCAGACGGGACACGAAAAGCAGAAUCCAAGUCAAAGAAUUACAAGCGGCCGAUGGACGGCGACUACGGCCCACCCGCCAAGCGGCACAAAGGAGAUGUGCAACGUCCCAUAUAGCACCGGGCAGGGGCAGACGCCGCAGCAGCUGCCUCCAGCGCAGAGCCAGCAGCCGAGCCAGCAGCCAGCGGCGCAGCCAUCUCCACAGCAGGACCUGUAUAACCUGUAGGGGAGCACCUUCUCCGCUGCUGACCGUCACUCUGCUGCUCAACUGAUAGUUUAUUUGUUUCCUCAUUUUCGUUUUCUUUCUAAUAGAGGUGUGAAAAAGUUCUAGGUUCAGUUGAAGUUCCUGAUGUUCCACGUGUUAAGAAUAAAUAUACAUUAAAUCUUGGUAA